AUGUGGGAUUCAGACGGUUACGAGUCUGACGGUACCUGGGCGCGUCUCCCUGAGGAGGAAAGACCACAAUUUCCGGCGCUCCAAAGGGCGUGCUUCGAGGGGCGGGCCGAUGUUGUGCGCCAGUUGCUGGCCGCGGGCGCCGACCCCGAGAGCCCAGACGAGCGUGGCAUGCCAGUGCUUUUCGAGGCGUGCGGAUUCAGUGGUGUGGACACCGGCAGAGAAGACUAUGUCGGUGUUGUCGAGGCUCUUCUUGAGGCGGGUGCUGACGCGACUGUGGCCAACGAGUACGGCAACACGCCGUUGCAUUAUUUGACACUUCAUCGCUAUGCAGCAGACAGAAUCGCGAUAUUGCUUCUUAAUGCGGGCGCGCGCCCCACGAAAAACUGCCAUGGAAGGUCGCCUCUUAAGGAUCCUGACCCUCGAGGUCCCGCAGAGUGCUGGUAUAGGGAGCCGGGAAUUUGUGGAUUCAAGGCCGCUCGUCGCGUCGCGCCGAUUUUACUACGCGCCGGCGCCGACAUGAGCUACCUGAAGCCACCUUUCCACAACCCCUACCUCCAGAAGAUCCACGACACGCCGGGCGGGUUCAAGGCUCACGAGAAGCAGCACGCCGACGCGCUCGUCGCGAUCUUCGUCCCCAAGCUAGGCCUCCCACCGGAGAUGGUCCGCCACAUCGUCUUCUUCUGGGCGCACGUGGGCUUCUAUUAA
Molecule: messenger RNA, 705 nt
Organism: Pelagomonas calceolata
Lineage: Eukaryota; Pelagophyceae; Pelagomonadales; Pelagomonadaceae
Source: the annotation of a GenBank genome assembly